UACCGGCCCCGGCGUCUCCAGCCCCGCCUGCGCCGGGGUCGCUGCAGUCCCCGCGGCCGCCCCGGGCUCCCUCCCCAGGCGCCCCGGCCUCAUUCCAGCCAGGGGAGCGCCUCGGGGGGAGCGCCGGACAGCGAGGGUGGCCGAGGCGGGGGCUCCAGGCGCCCUUGCUCUCCCAACCUGGGAGGCGGCCCCGACUCCGAGAGCCUGAACGCAGGGAAAGGCAAGGACGGGGCGGCCGGCGGAGGGGCGGGCGCCGCUCAUCAGCCACGCCAGUCACGUCUGGGGCCACCCGGCUGCCUUUUUCUUCCUUUCCCCCUUCGCCUUCUCCCCCCACUCCCCUGUUGGCGAGGGCAAAGUGGCCGUGGCGGCGCCAUGCCCGGGCCGGAGUGAGCGCGAGGGCGAAAAUGGCGUACAUCCAGUUGGAACCUUUAAACGAGGGUUUUCUUUCUAGAAUCUCCGAUCUGCUGCUGUGCAGAUGGACUUUCAGGCAUUGCUGUCAGAAGUGUUAUGAGUCCAGCUGUUGCCAGUCGAGUGAGGACGAAGUUGAAAUUCUGGGACCUUUCCCUGCCCAGACUCCUCCCUGGCUGAUGGCCAGCCGGAGUAGCGACAAGGAUGGGGAUUCCGUCCAUACAGCCAGUGAAGUCCCUCUGACCCCAAGGACCAACUCCCCAGAUCGAAGAUGCUCGUCCUCAGACACAUCUAAGUCUACCUACAGCCUGACCCGGAGGAUUUCAAGUCUUGAAUCCAGACGACCCAGCUCCCCACUCAUUGAUAUUAAACCCAUCGAGUUUGGCGUUCUCAGCGCCAAAAAGGAGCCCAUCCAGCCCUCGGUGCUCAGACGGACCUAUACCCCAGAUGACUACUUCAGAAAGUUCGAGCCCCAGCUCUACUCCCUCGACUCCGACAGUGACGAUGUGGACUUUCUGACAGACGAAGAGAUCUUGUCCAAGUACCAGCUGGGCAUGCUGCACUUCAGCACCCAGUACGACCUGCUGCACAACCAUCUGACGGUGAGGGUGAUCGAGGCCAGGGACCUGCCGCCCCCCAUCUCCCACGACGGCUCGCGCCAGGACAUGGCCCACUCCAACCCCUAUGUCAAGAUCUGUCUCCUGCCAGACCAGAAGAACUCUAAGCAGACGGGGGUCAAACGCAAGACCCAGAAGCCCGUGUUUGAGGAGCGUUACACCUUCGAGAUCCCCUUCCUGGAAGCGCAGAGGAGGACCCUGCUGCUAACUGUGGUGGAUUUUGAUAAGUUCUCCCGCCACUGUGUCAUUGGGAAGGUCUCCGUGCCUUUGUGCGAGGUUGACCUGGUGAAAGGCGGACACUGGUGGAAGGCGCUGAUCCCCAGUUCUCAGAAUGAGGUAGAGCUGGGGGAGCUGCUUCUGUCCUUGAAUUAUCUCCCAAGUGCUGGGAGACUGAACGUUGACGUCAUUCGAGCCAAGCAACUUCUUCAGACAGAUGUGAGCCAAGGUUCAGACCCGUUUGUGAAAAUCCAGCUGGUACAUGGACUCAAGCUUGUGAAAACAAAGAAGACAUCCUUCUUAAGAGGAACAAUUGAUCCUUUCUACAAUGAAUCCUUCAGCUUCAAAGUUCCCCAAGAAGAACUGGAAAAUGCCAGCUUAGUGUUUACAGUGUUCGGCCACAACAUGAAGAGCAGCAACGACUUCAUCGGAAGAAUUGUCAUCGGCCAGUAUUCUUCAGGCCCCUCCGAGUCCAACCACUGGCGACGGAUGCUCAACACUCACCGCACUGCCGUGGAGCAGUGGCACAGCCUGAGGUCCCGGGCUGAGUGUGACCGUGUGUCCCCUGCCUCGCUGGAGGUGACCUGAGGGCUGCAGGAAAAGCAGCUUUCGUUUGUUUAAAAAAAAAAAAAAAAAAAAAAGGGAAGAAAAUUUAAGACGGAAAAAAAUGUGUCACAUGCCUGUUACAUCCACACUUACACACUCACAACACACACACACACACACACACACACACACACACACACACACACACCCUAAAUCCUCUCAGAACAGAGAGGAAGCUGACUACUGAACACAAAAUGGCUGCCCUCAAUGAGCAAGGCCUGAGAACUUUCUGGAAACCCCAUCUAUAUGUCACAAGCUGACUGGGCUCUGCCGUGAGACUCAUUGGCAGUGUUUGUUCCUGUUGAUACCCCUGCCUCAAAAUGCACUUUCCACCCUCAGGCCAGAGAAAGGGCCUCCUCAAGGGCGCCAGCCUCCUUUGAGACGAAAUUCUGCAAGAGCGUGGCCACUGUGUGGGAGGCCCGACCCCCAUGUCCAAAAUGCACACCCGCUGACUGGGUGACUUCUGAGCAGGCCGCUGAUCCCUGGGGUUCUUCCAACCUGAUACCUUUCCCCCAAAGUGUAAGUACUUUGCCUUCUCUUUAGUGGACGUGAUAGAUUAGACUAUUUGGAGAAAACAAAUGGCAACAAAAAAUAUUCCAGUGUAAGAAACUUCCCUGGCUUCACUGAAUUUGUCCUUGUGUUAGCUUAUUCCUGGGGACCCCCUGUGGGUACGUGUGUGGAUGUUCUCACGUGGGUGCCCUCACAGGUGAACGUGUGUGUGUGUCCCCGUGUGUCCUCUUGGUGAGCACCUCCGUCCUGAGCUCUCCCUUCUCUCUGCCUCUCCCUGUGAAAUUUCACCCAGUGUCCUCCCGUCUGUCAAGACCCCACCUUCAGUAACAGCAUGUGCGUAUGUCAAGUAAAUAGAAUAUGAUAGAGCAAAAGUAACCUUCUUUGACCGAAUCCUGGUAACAGUGACACACAGAAGACCUGCAAAGGACAGUUACGCAGAUUAAAAUGGCCACCACACCCCCUAUCCAAGAUGACUUCUUCCUUGUCAUACUCCGAGGAUCUCUCUGUGUUUGUGUGUGAACCAAAGUCAUUUUUCUCAUGCUAAGGAAUUAGUGUAGUUAGGCUAGAUCUCUCCCCGUUGGAUGCUUCUGUAUCUUUCCCACAGCCUAUUGUCUGGCAUAAUGGGGAGCUAUUUAUUGAAAUUAAAGAUUAUUUAUUUGUGCCAUGCA
This is a messenger RNA of Felis catus (domestic cat), 3025 nucleotides long. RefSeq names its product synaptotagmin 17 (gene SYT17). Lineage: Eukaryota; Metazoa; Chordata; Mammalia; Carnivora; Felidae. The record is from RefSeq and is a predicted model, not a curated record. Gene Ontology annotation, biological process: regulation of calcium ion-dependent exocytosis; cellular response to calcium ion; regulation of dopamine secretion. Bases 405 to 1829 code for a protein of 474 amino acids. Gene Ontology annotation, cellular component: membrane. Gene Ontology annotation, molecular function: calcium-dependent phospholipid binding; calcium ion binding; clathrin binding. The transcript has 8 exons.